AUGAAGGCUCUGGACGCGGGAUGCGGAGACGGCGGACCAAUGCGAGCGAUCGCGGCGAAGUCCGGAGCUAAUGUUACUGGGGUUACUAUUAACGAGUAUCAAGUGGAGCGUGCUCAGCAGCACAAUGCCCGGAGAGGAUUGGACAACCUGUGCACGGUGGUUCAAGGAAACUUUCUUGAGCUGCCGUUUGAGGAUAACAGCUUCGAUGCUGCUUACUCUAUCGAGGCUACCUGCCAUGCUCCAAAGCUGACGGACGUCUACGGCGAGAUCUUCCGCGUGCUGAAGCCCGGCCAGAUGUACGCGACGUACGAGUGGGUCAAAACGCACAAGUACGACCCUGACAACAAGGAGCACGUUAAGAUUAUUGACGACAUCUGCUACGGAAACGCGCUCCCGGAGCUCCGGUCUUACAAGGAGAUCGUGGAAGCUGCUGAAGCCGUGGGGUUCGAGGUUAUCGACAACAGGGAUGUCGCAGCUCCUCCUGCUCUUCCCUGGUGGACUCGCCUCAAGAUCGGCCGGAUCGCGUAUGCUCGCAAUCACUUGCUUGUGAAGAUCGUGUCGAUGCUCAACAUUGCUCCCAAGGGAUUGGUGGACGUUCACAACAUGCUGACUACGGUCGCUGUGCACCUGACACCCGUCCCCUCCUUCGCGCUUUCCCCGACUUUCCGGUCCCUCAUUUACUCAGUCCUUCUCUCUUACACCCGAAACCCAAAACCCUUGGCCGCUUCUCCUCUUCCUGUGCACCUCCUUCACCCUUCCCCUUCCCUUCCCCCUUUACCGAUCCCUCACCGCGCCAUUUCUUUAACUCUCUGCCCUCUUCAACUCCACCCCUCCCCUCAUCAACCCCGCCUCCCUCCUCCACCCCUCCUAUUCCCUCUUUCACCCCUCCUCUUCCCUCUUCCACCCCUCCUCUUCCCUCUUCCACCCCUACUCUUCCGUCUUCCACCCCUCCUCUUCCCUCUUACACCCCUCUUCCCUCUUACACCCCUCCUCUUCCCUCUUACACCCCUCCUCUUCCCUCUUACACCCCUCCUCUUCCCUCUUACACCCCUCCUCUUCCCUCUCCCCCUCCCCUUAUCCCCUCCCCUUAUCCCCUCCCCCACUCAUCCUGGUGGUUUUUCUUUCUUUCUCCCUUCAAUGCUGCUGCCCACUCUUUCCCCUUCUCCGUUCCUCCCAUCUCGUUCUCCAUUCCCUCUUCUCGCCCGUCCCUCCCUCUCCUUAUCUUCCUCCGAUACACACUCCUUCCUUCCUGCCUCCAUUCACUUGUCACUCGCCCUCCUUCCAUGCAUCCGCUUGUUUUCUUUCUCUCUCCGUCACUCACUCUCUCCCCCCCUCUCCCUCUCUCUCCUCCCUCCCUCCGUCCAUUCGUCCCUCUGCUCCCUCCGUAUAUGCAACCAUCGAAUCUUCAUUCAUUCUGCUCCCCUCUCUCUCCCUCCCUCCUUCCCCCCUUCCCUCCUUGCAUCCAUCUCUCCAUCCCUUCGUCCCAUCACUUUGCCCUAUACUUUCAUCCCUAAUACCUCCUUCCUGACCUCCCUCCCUACACUCUCCUCCUGUCCUGUCCUCCCUCCCAACCUCCCACACCUCUCUCACUCAUGUCCUUUCCUCCCCACCCCACCCUUCUGGACAUCCCACUCCCGCUCCUCUACUUUCGGCCUCCUCUCCCUCGCACCUGCCUACCCACACAAUGCAUCUGCCAGCCUCUCCCUCCCUCCUCCUGCCACCCCGCCCUUCUGGACAACCCACUUUCAGUCCUCUACUUUCGGACUCCUCUCCCUCGCACCCGCCUACCCGCACAAUGCGUCUGGGCACUCCCUCCUCCCAAGCUCUACUACCUAUGCAUAUGUACAGCAUGCAUGUGUGCUUAAGGUCGCACACAUGCAGAACAGGGUAGCUGUGCCGGCUUUGACCAGAACCAUUUUUUUGCUGCAUACUUCAGGAUAG
This is a messenger RNA of Closterium sp. Naga37s-1, 1941 nucleotides long. The record is from the annotation of a GenBank genome assembly. NCBI's taxonomy places the organism in Eukaryota, Viridiplantae, Streptophyta, Zygnematophyceae, Desmidiales, Closteriaceae.